Messenger RNA from Laetiporus sulphureus 93-53, 672 nucleotides. RefSeq lists its product as uncharacterized. The coding region runs from base 14 to 436 and encodes 140 amino acids. The transcript has 2 exons. Lineage: Eukaryota; Fungi; Basidiomycota; Agaricomycetes; Polyporales; Laetiporaceae. The record is from RefSeq and is a predicted model, not a curated record.
GGCAUCACCUGCAAUGCCCAUGAAAGAUCUGCACAAGCCAUAUGAGAUCAGUGCAUAUGGAAGUUGGGUAGCCAUUGCUGUUGAUCCCAACACACAACCAAGGUUUACACUCUCAAAACGCAAAUGGUGCAAAGUCAGAGGCGCACGCACAGCCUGGGGUUGGUUCGAGUCAGCCGGUGCUGUGCCUCUCGAUUACCCCCUAGAAAUCCCUUCCGAGGAAGGGCUCCGCGUCGGAGAUAUCUAUGUCCAUAACAUCAUUCAGUUCGAGGGACUCGACGCAACGCGUCAGGCGUGGAUCCGCGUUGCAGAGGUCUGGGAAGGCGGCAAUGCGUGGAUCAGCAUACAAGAGGGCCACGAACUUGCUGACGACGAAGGGCAGCGAUGGAGGUUUGCUCUGACUGCCAAAACCGGUCGGCCGACGUUUCGGAACGCAUGAAAUUUAAGAUGGGAUGGAUUGGCGAUUGCAAGUGCUUUCUCACGCAAUUCCAUUCAAACGGCGUGUUUGGCUGUACAAGCUAAAAGUCGGAAGCAGUUUAUAAGUCUUGAUUGUAUGGUGUACUUGUAGUGUAGCGAUCGUCUUCAGCAAUUGCUCGUUCGAGCGCUCAUCAGAGUCUUAUCAAUGGGAGUGUUGAACGUUGAAUUGCCAUGUUCAAUAAUAGCACGCAUUGACUU